ACUGAGGUAAAAGGGUGCAGGGGGAGCAGAACAAGAAGGAUUAGGGGACGUGGGGAAAGAAGGCUGAACUACUUUGAUAGAGGUCAAACCGUGGAGCAGUCAGGAAACAACAGGCAUUGUUUUUGAACAUCUAAUUUUGAGAUAAGUGCUGUUUCUUAACACGUACCUGAGGAAUGUGGCUAAUGCAGUGGUGACCUUCUGAAGAUGACAGCGGACAAACCUCUCUUAGGCGCGGAAAUGACACGAAUGGGUUUUAUCUUCCUGCUCCUGAGUAACGCCGCGUCAGUCUCCACACAGUUUAAUGGAUACAACUGCGAUGCCAACUACCACAGCAGGUUUCCAGGUGAAAGGGACAUCAGCGUGUACUGCGGGGUUCAGACCAUCACUUUGAAGAUCAACUUCUGUCCUGUUCUCUUCUCCGGCUACACCGACGCAGAUUUGGCCCUCAACGGCCAUCACAGCGAAGCCCAGUGUCGCGGCUUCAUCAACAACAACACUUUCCCCACAGCACUUCUGUUCAGCAUCAGCCUCAGCACUUUGGAGGCCUGCGGCAACAGUCUGGUGGUCAGCACAGCCUACGGGCCCACUGCCUAUGGGAACAUGUCUCUUGUACAAAUUGGGAAUAUAUCAGGCUACAUCGACACCCCUGACCCACCAACUAUAAUCAGCUAUCUGCCUGGUUUGUUGUAUAAAUUCAGUUGCAGCUACCCGCUGGAGUACCUGGUCAAUAACUCACAGCUGGCAUCAUCCUCUGCAGCUGUGUCUGUCAAAGACAGCAACGGUACUUUUGUGAGCACGCUCAGUAUGAUCCUGUACAACGAUUCAGCAUACAAUCAGCCUCUCUCUAUCCCCAUGGCUGGACUGGCUCUGAAAACCAGAGUAUUUGCUGCUGUGAAAGCCACAAACUUAGACAAACGGUGGAACAUUUUGAUGGACUACUGUUACACAACCCCCUCAGGGAAUCCUAAUGAUGAACUCCGCUAUGACCUUUUCUUUGGUUGCUAUAAAGAUCCCCAGACGACAGUUUUGGAGAACGGGAAGAGCCAGAUGGGCCGUUUUUCCUUUGAGGUUUUCCGUUUUGUUAAACACAGGCACCAGAAGAUGUCGACUGUGUUUUUGCACUGCGUCACCAAGCUUUGCCGGGCCGAUGACUGCAUCAUGUUAAUGCCUAUCUGUGGGCGGCGGCGCAAAAGGGAAGAGGAGACCCCUGAUUCCAUGGCAGCAGCAUCAGGGAACGCCAUCCUCUCUGCCGGUCCAAUCAUCACCAGGAGUGAUGAAACUCCUGUCAACAACUCCCAGCUCGCCUCUGGAGAUCUCUCCCAUUCAAUGAACCCAGUGACCAGUGCUCUGAUCUCAGGUGUGGUCAUCCUGAGUGUGGUCAGUGUGUGCUUCUUCCUGCUGUUGCUCCGCUUCCUGCUGAAGCCCCGCCCCCCAGCGACAACAGCAGCCUCAGGUGUUUGGAAUCCAAGCUUUAAAUAAACAUCUGCAUGUUGUGCAACAUGUGUAUCAUUUAAGGUGUUGUAUAUUUAUUGCGUUCAGUACCUCAGAAUGUUUCAUCUUUUGUGGGUUUGCAUAAUAAUCGUGUUUAGAAAAUGUUGCAUUUAAUGACUCCAUAUUUUUAACAAGCGUGUUUUUUCUCUUUCUUUCCAUUUUUGUAACCAGUAUAUGUAUCAAAUCACAGAUUAGAGACGCCAUUGUUUUUUUGGUCUUUGUUUUCCUGUGAAAUGUUAUAGUAUUCAAACCCUGUACAAUAUCAAAAGGAAAUAGUGAGUGAAUUCAAGCAGGUGGAUUUCUUGAUCUGUUUUUGAAUUCAGCUUCCAGUUUCUGUUUGCAUUCAAGUUUUAAAUAUACGUUUGUGGUGGAUAUAAAUUCUGAUUUUAAAAUAAAAACAGUAAAACU
Molecule: messenger RNA, 1899 nt
Organism: Haplochromis burtoni (Burton's mouthbrooder)
Lineage: Eukaryota; Metazoa; Chordata; Actinopteri; Cichliformes; Cichlidae
Product: zona pellucida-like domain-containing protein 1
Exons: 10
Coding region: 205-1479 (424 amino acids)
Cellular component (GO): cell surface
Source: RefSeq, a predicted model, not a curated record